CAUACACUUCCUGUUUGCUGUGUUUGUGAGCCGUGGUGUGUGAGUGAGGCACAGACGUCUUUGAGUGCAGCAGAGAGCAACAACGACUGAUCUCACUCCUGUGUUUCACUGCACUGUUCUGCCGUGCCCAGGAUGUGGGUUUGUCUGUUAAACCGUGAUGUUUGUGGUGAAUGAAUGGCAGUGGUUCUGAGCUGGAGAUACUUUGGCGUGUUGGACUCUUAAGACAAGAACAGAGGCUAUGGAUGCAGGACAGUAAACUGCAGAACCUGAGCCGCAAAGAUGCAGCACACCUCGUGUACAGAGGACAGGAUCCAGCACGCUCUGGAUAGGUGUCUGGAUGGGCUUAGACAAAGCCCCACAGCAGCGCAUCACUGGAACGUACUGAUGUGCUCGGCGGGUCAGUCAAUGAACCGCUGGAGCCUGGAGGAGCUGGUGAAGAGGGACCCGGAGAAUUUCCUUAUCCUCUUGCAACAGAUUAUCAGAAAGACCAAAGAGGUUCAGGAGCAGUGUCAGUAUGAGCUGGUGGCUCCCCUCGCUAUCAUGUUUUCCUCCACACUACUUCAGACACCAUACUGUCCUCCAGACACAGAGCUGCUGGAGGAAGCUAUUGAGGUAUUUCGCUGCUUCCUCACUUGGCCUGAGCCGUACUGCAGUGUGUGUAAGAACCUCCUCUCCACACUACAGCUGGAGAUCAAGGCCCCAGGGAUUUCCUUUCAGAGACUGGUGAGAGAAGAGCAGGGCCUCAACAGCUCCAGUCAGUGUUCCAAGACCAUGACUGUGCUGCUGAUGAACCCGGGUGAGAUUCCCGCUGACUUUCUCUCAGUGGCUGAGCAGCUUAGUCGCAUUCAGCACUCACAGCAAGAGACCUACAUUACCCUGAUCAAACAUGCUUUCCAGUCCACACUAAGCACCAAGUACCCUCUCCACAGUAUCCACAGAGCCCUGCAGACAAAAAGCGUGAAUGAAUUGGGGGAGAUCUACUCCAUGGUAAGCAAUUUCUUAGAGACAGCCGCUGCCAUGAGUGACCCUCUAAAGGGCCGCAGUCAUGUGAUCCAGGGACUGGAGAAACUGAGGGAGAGGCUGAGAAUCCCUGCAUCCAAUGGGCGAAAGUCUGAUGGAAUGCUACAGACGCUACCACUCCCUACCGCCAAGUGUCACAUGUUUCAUUGGGAAAAGGAUAACUUUGAUGUUCUGAACACCCUUUUGGAGCAUGAGUCUGACAAACUGAUCAGUAAUGGGCAUGCUGAGGAGGAGGACAGUGUCGAGAUUGAUGAUGAUGAGGAUGAUGAAGAAGAGGAGCAGGAGGAGGUGGAGGAGGAAGACAAUGAAGAGGAGGAACACGGAGAAGAACUGCCUUCAAUGUCAAUUGUUCCUAAUGUCUGCAGCGUCAACCAUCGUGCUUCUACUUUCUCCACCAUUUCCUCUGUGUCCACUGCCUCUAAAGACUCCAUGUUCUCCACCAUGUCUGUAGCCUCAGAGUCCUACGCUUCAUCUCUCUACUCUGUCACUUCUGGAGUUGAUAGUGACUACUUUGAUGAUUCUGAUGACUAUAUCAGUUCCUCUCCUGUUGCUGAAAAACAUUCACCAAAGUCUGCCAAAGCUGCAGCUCGUCUCAGCCAGCACUUGUACCGGUUUUUCAUAAAACCCAAGAACCCUCGGUCACUGUAUCGUGCCAAAAGCUUAGGAAACACAGAAUCAAAAGAGCUUUCUGUGGUGCGAGAGCAACGCUCCAAUUCUCUACCCCAGCAAGUCCUCUUGCGUAGUCCUGAGCCCCCACUGAAUCCACAAAGUCAGACUCUCAGACAUGUUUGCUUCAGAAGGAGGCCUAUUCUCAGCAGCGAUGAGGACAGUAAGAAUACUACACUGAGGGUGGUUGUGUUUGGCGCUGAUCAUGUAGCAGGGAAAGUGGCCCGGGCCUACAGUAGCCUGAGAAGAAAGGAGAGUGCAUGUCCACGUCUCAGCAGGGCCUUCAAUAUUCAGUUCUACUUUGUGCCUGUGAAAAGGGACCCAGCUACAGGGCCAGGGGGUCUGAGGUCUCCCAGUCCUGUUGUUCAAACUGGAACUCUAAAAGGAGCAGCCCUGUCUAGUGAUGGGGACAGUACAAACGACAUUGCCCAUCUCCUUGGUAUGUUGGACCCUUGGUACGAAAGAAACACCCUUACCCUGCUUAACUUGCCUACCAACGUCGUCUGCCAGCAAACCUCAAAGACGGAGUCAGACUCAUAUGAUGGUUCAUAUGAACACCGUCUACCCAUCCUGGCUGAAUUGGUCCUGUAUUACUGCCGCCAUGCUGCCCGGCCAGCUCUGAUCCAGCUCUAUCAGGCUGAGCUGACAUUAGCUUGUGGAGAAAGGAGGACUGAAGUGUUCGUCCACUCCCUAGAGUUGGGUCACACCGCAGGAACAAGAGCCAUCAAGGCCAUGGGUGCUGCCAGUAAACGGUUUGGUAUUGAUGGUGACCGAGAAGCAGUUCCUCUAAUGUUGGACGUGGUGUACAACAGGGUGGUGAUUAGUGGGAGAAGCCAGUGGAAAAGAGAAACCAAAGUCUGUACUUCUAUAAACUUAACCAAAGCGUGCAAGAAUCCCGAGGAACUAGACUCGAAGAUGGAGUGCCUGCAGCUCACGAUGACUGAGGUCCUGAAGAGACAGAACGGUAAAAGCAAGAAGGGAUACAACCAGCAGCUGAGCAUGACAGAGGUGAAAGUGGACAAGGUGCAGGUCAGCGGUGCUGAAAACACAACCUUUGCUGUAUGUCUGGACCAAGAUGAAAAAAAAAUACUGCAAAGUGUCACCAGGUGUGAAAUAUCAGUGUGCUAUAAACCUGACAGCACCUCUGACUGGAGGCUAAGAAAAGCCCGGACCUCCGCCCAAAUCCAGCCUCUCAACCCAACCUUCUGCUCCCUCCUCUGCCUGCCCAUAGUCACUUUCAGUGGGGCACUUCCCUGAGACUACUGGAUUCUGGUACAGGUGGUUUGAACAGAAAGACUGUGCAUAUCGUAAGAGCUUCCAAUGCUCUGACUGACUGACUGCAGAGGAAGUGUGCAUAGGACAUGUAGUUUUUUCAUUUCUGCCUGGAGCCUUAAAGCUGCCGUGGUUUUGUUCACAUUGGUGUGCUCAAAUGUCCGUGGCACGCAACUGUUGGAAAACAGAAGGACUUAAUCAGAGAAGGUGAAGAGGAAACUGCAGACCAGGCUGGCCUGUGAUCGUUCGGACCGGACACACAAAGAACUACUGGAGAUACAAUAGCUCUAAUGAUGCUGAGUUCAGCUUCCUCUGUAUAAAGCAAUUAUUCACUGCUGUGUAGGAAACAAGUUUCGGCUUUCAGGUUUCAGUUCUUCUAUUCUUUUUGGCAGGGAAGUGGCCUUACCCACAGUAACAGCAGAAUGUAAGCUGGUCAUACAGGUCGAAUCUGCAGAGGCUCAAGCAAGAUGGCAUCCAAACUGGCAAGACAAAUAUGUUGUAAUAGACAGAGAAAUGGAUGUAAAAAUGUAGAAAUCAUCUUGGAAUCAAAGUCUCAGUUUGCUCUGAAUCAGCCUACAUGGACAUGGAGGACCUGGUGGUAUUUUGACAUCUGUUGGCCAGACUGUACUAUGUAACGGCUCCAUUAGGGGUUAUUAUCAGACUAUGGACACUAUGGAUUUAAAUUGUAAAUACUAUGUUUAUGAAGUAUUGUAUUGCAUACUAUAACUUGUUGUGUGUCUAUUAUAAAUGUGCUUUUAGUGAUAACAUUUAUCCUAAGGAGUUAAAAUGAAUCCACUGUUUAACUGGAAUAAUAAAUAUGAGCAGCAGGGGGCUCUGUUGAUAUUCAAGUUGAAUUCAGUUGAAGUAAAGAUUAAUUUAACAGUCUUGAGUUUGUAAUAUUUUUUAUAAUGACUGUUAUAUAACUUAAUGUGUAAAUAAUAUUUUUACGUUGAAAACUGAAGGAACAGAUGGAAAAUACAAAUUUGCCAUUUUGGUGCUACAAAUACAUUCAAAAGCACUUCUUCCUGAUUUAUUGCACUUGGCAUACUGUAUGCUGUACACUGUAUGCAUACUGUAACAAUGACAUUUUUAAAAAAUGUGUUUUUGUUUUGUUGCUGUAAAGGGAAGAUAUCCUGAUCACCUGACUGAGACUGUAAUAGUAGCACUGCAUUUGUAAAAGAAGCACUUGAACAUUUGAGUGAAUGACUUAUAGGAAUAUUAAGGUACUUUAAUGUUCAGAUAGAUUCUCUCUACCUACAUGCCUUUUCUGGUGAAAAUAUUGCAAAUUAAAUAUUAAUUUUCUAAUUCUAUGUCAAUCAUUCA
Scomber scombrus (Atlantic mackerel) is the source of this 4281-nucleotide messenger RNA. It is a transcript of the gene pik3r5, whose product is annotated as phosphoinositide-3-kinase, regulatory subunit 5. Gene Ontology annotation, cellular component: phosphatidylinositol 3-kinase complex, class IB. Gene Ontology annotation, molecular function: 1-phosphatidylinositol-3-kinase regulator activity. The transcript is spliced from 18 exons. The record is from RefSeq and is a predicted model, not a curated record. Gene Ontology annotation, biological process: G protein-coupled receptor signaling pathway; positive regulation of MAP kinase activity. Lineage: Eukaryota; Metazoa; Chordata; Actinopteri; Scombriformes; Scombridae. The coding region runs from base 280 to 2943 and encodes 887 amino acids.